AUGUUUGAACAACAAUCAAUAUCACAAUUAUCAUUAAUGACACCACCAAGUACAGCAAGUCCAAGAUCAGAACAAAGAAGAAAGGAUGAGUUGUUUAAUGAUCAAGAUGAGAAUGAAUUGUAUCCACCAUUAGAUCAUGGAGCUAGAUUUGCUCCUCCCCUUGACGAGACGCAACUCAAGGCGAUUGGUAUGUUGCCCGAUGAAAUUGUCGCAUUUCAAAAUCAGAGAAAGAUGUAUAUCAACAAGGACAAGAUCCUCGACGAAGAGAUCAGGAACCCCGAACGUUCCAAAUUGGUAGACUAUCACACCCUACACGUUGUCUCUCCCAUCGAUCAUGCCAAUGCCAGUCGUCUCCUCAACAAAUUGGCCAUCAUCAAAUUAAAUGGUGGUCUUGGUACUAGAAUGGGUUGUAAAGGUGCUAAAUCUUCCAUUGAAAUUGCUCCCGGUAUUAAUUUCUUGGAUAUGGCUGUUGCUCAUAUUGAGCAAAUGAAUCAAGAUUAUAAUGUUGAUGUACCAUUGAUAUUGAUGAAUUCAUUCAAAACAGAGGUACAAACUAAAAAGAUGGUUGAAAAGUACAACAAUCAUCGUGUUAGUAUUAAAACAUUUACUCAAUCCAAAUUCCCUCGCAUGUACAAGGAUACUCUAAACGUUGUACCAAAACCAAAUACUCAAUUCAAUCCAAAGGAUUGGUAUCCACCAGGUUCAGGUGAUGUCUUUAGAGCCCUUCAACGUAGUGGUCUUUUAGAAAAACUUUUAAAAGAUGGUAAAGAGUAUAUUUAUAUUUCAAAUAUUGAAAAUGUUGGUGCUACUAUUGAUAUUCGUAAGUCAAAAGAAAAAAGAAAAAAGAAAAAGAAAAAGAAGAAAAAGAAAUAUAUAUUUACAUUAUUGUUUAAUUUAAAUUGUUUAGAGGUAUUGAAUCAUAUUCAUUUACAAAAAGUUGAUUUUGGAUUGGAAGUUACCAAUCGUAUCAAUACUGAUUGUACAGGUGGUGUUUUAAUGUCUUACAAGGAUAGACUUCAUCUAUUGGAAUUGUCACAAAUCAAAACAGACAAGUUAAAGAAUUUCAAGGAUUUCAAGUUUUGGAAUACAAAUAAUAUUUGGGUUAACUUGAAAUCAGUUGAUCAAUUAUUAAAGAGUGAACAAUUAAUUUUAGAUUGGGUUGUUUCUUUUCCAACUGAAGAUCAUAAACAAUUGGUACAAAUAGAAUCACCAGCAGGUAUGGGAAUUCAAAAUUUCAAUAAUUCACUUGCCAUACUUGUACCACGUGAUAGAUAUCGUCCCAUUAAAUCAACCAGUCAAUUGUUGAUUGCACAAUCCAAUUUGUUCCAAUUUGACAAGGGACAAGUCGUGUUGAACCCCGCCAGAGAGACGAGCGACAUUCCAUUGGUUAAAUUGGGAGAAGAGUUUUCAACCGUCUCGGAAUACGAAAAGAGAUUCAAAUCAAUUCCCGAUCUCUUGGAACUAGACCAUUUGACAGUGUCUGGUGACGUCUUUUUUGGCACAAAUACAAAGCUCAAGGGUACUGUCAUCAUUGUAGCAAACCACGGCGAAAGAGUUGAUAUCCCCGAUGGUGUCACAUUGGAGAAUAAAAUUAUUUCAGGUACUCUUAGAAUUAUGGAUCAUUAA
Cavenderia fasciculata is the source of this 1626-nucleotide messenger RNA. RefSeq names its product UDP-glucose pyrophosphorylase (gene uppA). NCBI's taxonomy places the organism in Eukaryota, Evosea, Eumycetozoa, Acytosteliales, Cavenderiaceae. Gene Ontology annotation, cellular component: cytoplasm. The record is from RefSeq and is a predicted model, not a curated record. Gene Ontology annotation, biological process: glycogen metabolic process; UDP-alpha-D-glucose metabolic process. Gene Ontology annotation, molecular function: UTP:glucose-1-phosphate uridylyltransferase activity. The transcript is spliced from 3 exons. The coding region runs from base 1 to 1626 and encodes 541 amino acids.